This is a messenger RNA of Schistocerca cancellata (South American locust), 389 nucleotides long. RefSeq names its product cilia- and flagella-associated protein 61-like. The coding region runs from base 3 to 323 and encodes 106 amino acids. The record is from RefSeq and is a predicted model, not a curated record. The transcript is spliced from 3 exons. Lineage: Eukaryota; Metazoa; Arthropoda; Insecta; Orthoptera; Acrididae.
AGAUGCUUGGAAAGAGGUACACUCUGAUAAAGAAGGAGGUAGUGAAUAUACCUAUUUAUGCUGGGAAAACAAAUGCCUUCGCAAUAGUACUGUAUGGAAUGAAUGAAAACUAUGAUGCGCGGAGAGCACAUGAUUUCCUUGCAUCAGCUUUUGCUUGUUUUCCUGAAAUGGAUUACUGCAUUAUCACAAUGCCACCAAGUAAACGGGUUUUUCCUCUUCUUCAGCAUUUUAUGAGAGCUGUCCCACGAUCAGGAAGAUCUUUUCGCCGUGAAUUAUAUUUUGCAUACAAGGCUGCAGUUCUCAGGUAUAUGAACUGCAAUUAAAGUCUUUAAUGUAAUGUCCUAAGUUCACUGGUUAAACACAUAAUGGUUUAAUGUUUGGAGUAGUUA